UCGGAAGAAGCCCUUAUGAGAAUGGAAAGAAAGGCGAGAGAGGCAGAGCUCUACGCUCAACGAAUAUCCAUGUCACUUGCCGAUGUGAACGCUAAGCCUCACUAUGCCAGUCACGCGCUCAUCACAGAACCUACGAUUUGGCCUUUGUCAAACUUGGGUCUGCAAGGAACCCUCUCUCAUCAUCAACUGAUGAUUUCUGGUGGAUCGCAAGAGGGCGAUCGGUCGACAAUUACUGAUAGACAACAAAUACUUCAGUCACAGCAUCAUAGUGUGCCACAGUCUGCUGCGCCAAUUUAUAGAGCAAUACCGAACAUGGCACAGAUGAUGCAUGCACCACCCCCUCCAGAUCCGUCGGUAAAUCAACGGCUAGAGUUUCACAAUUUGCGUAGCGAACUGGAAAAAUCGAGGCACGACUUUUCCGAGAAAGCACGUUUAUUCAAGGAACGACUAGAUGAUUUUCGAAAUGAGAUUGAUGCUUUAAAGAGGGAGGAUAGGCAAACGGAACAUGAUGUGAUUCAUCAACACAAUGUUCACAAUGGAUUUGACAAGUUCACCACGCUUAGAAUGGCAAGUAAACCGACAGUCAUCUUUUGCUUUGCUUUCACAAGUUUUUGCUGCUCUGCGUUGAACAAAAAGGAUUUUUUUCUUACGUAA
Strongylus vulgaris is the source of this 654-nucleotide messenger RNA. The record is from the annotation of a GenBank genome assembly. Lineage: Eukaryota; Metazoa; Nematoda; Chromadorea; Rhabditida; Strongylidae.